Molecule: messenger RNA, 420 nt
Organism: Saccharomyces kudriavzevii IFO 1802
Lineage: Eukaryota; Fungi; Ascomycota; Saccharomycetes; Saccharomycetales; Saccharomycetaceae
Product: DUP/COS family protein
Exons: 1
Coding region: 1-420 (139 amino acids)
Source: RefSeq, a predicted model, not a curated record
AUGUUCGGGACACAUGUCAGUGAUCGAGACUUCAUACUUAAGCUAUCAGUGGAGGUCAUUACACGCAAGCCUGCGGGAAAAGAAUGGAAAGCUGUUGCAUACAAUAUGAACCAGUAUCUGUUCGAUGAAGGGCUAUGGUACACUCCAUACUACUUCUACUGCGGUCGCAAAUGUCGUUAUUUCUUCAGAAACAUUAUCAUAAAAGAAAGCGCCGGUACACAUUCAAGUUCAUCGACCAACGAAGCAGAAAAUACGCAGUCAGCUGCGCCAGCUACGGAAACCUCAAAUGGUGCUGCUGAACCUCGUAGUAUUGAACCAGUCCCAAUUUUGAAGCGGUAUAUGUUGAAAGCACGGCAAGUAGAGGAAGAAGCUCAACUUGAGUACUGGAGGAAACAGUAUCCCGACGCUAAUUUACCUUGA